Molecule: messenger RNA, 1927 nt
Organism: Candoia aspera
Lineage: Eukaryota; Metazoa; Chordata; Lepidosauria; Squamata; Candoiidae
Gene: TFAP4
Product: transcription factor AP-4
Exons: 7
Coding region: 57-1010 (317 amino acids)
Biological process (GO): regulation of transcription by RNA polymerase II
Cellular component (GO): nucleus
Molecular function (GO): protein dimerization activity; RNA polymerase II cis-regulatory region sequence-specific DNA binding; DNA-binding transcription factor activity, RNA polymerase II-specific
Source: RefSeq, a predicted model, not a curated record
CGCCGCCGCCGCCGCCGCCGCUGCUGCUCCAGCGCCGGCCCCGAUCCCGGCCGGGCAUGGAGUACUUCGUGGUCCCCGCGCAGAAGGUGCCCUCGCUGCAGCACUUCAGGAAAUCCGAGAAGGAGGUCAUCGGCGGGCUGUGCAGCCUGGCCAACAUCCCGCUGACUCCGGAAACGCAGAGGGACCAGGAGCGGCGGAUACGCAGGGAGAUUGCCAACAGCAAUGAGCGGCGGCGCAUGCAGAGCAUCAAUGCGGGGUUCCAGUCCCUGAAGACCCUCAUCCCCCACACCGAUGGGGAGAAGCUCAGCAAAGCAGCAAUCCUUCAGCAGACGGCGGAGUACAUUUUUUCUCUGGAGCAGGAGAAGACGCGGCUGCUGCAGCAGAAUGCACAGCUCAAGCGGUUCAUCCAGGAAUUCAGCGGCUCCUCCCCAAAGCGGCGGAGGGCAGAGGACAAGGACGAAGGGAUCGGGUCCCCGGACAUCUGGGAGGACGAGAAGGCUGAGGACCUGCGCCGGGAGAUGAUUGAGCUCCGGCAGCAACUGGACAAGGAGCGCUCAGUCCGGAUGAUGCUGGAGGAGCAGGUGCGCUCUUUGGAGGCCCACUUGUACCCGGAGAAGCUGAAGGUGAUUGCCCAACAGGUGCAGCUCCAGCAGCAGGAACAGCUCCUGCCUGCGCACGGUCCCCCGGCGCCCACCCAGCACCCGACUGUCAUCGUGCCUGCACCGCCUCUGCCUUCCCACCAUGUCACCGUGGUAACCAUGGGCCCGUCCUCGGUGAUUAACACUAUCUCGACAUCCAGGCAGAACCUGGACACAAUCGUUCAGGCAAUUCAGCACAUCGAGGGGACUCAGGAAAAGCAGCUGCUGGAGUCGGAGGAGGAACAGCGCCGGCGUGCGGUCAUUGUGACCCCCGCCCGGGCUGGCCCGGACCCAUCCAACUCGGACACGGCCUCCGACCCGGAGGCAGAGGACAGCGAUUCCGUGGGGCACAGCAAGGCCAAGAUGCCCUGACCCUGCCUGGCAGCGGGAGGGCGAGCAGGGUGGGGGCAAGGGGACUUCAGGAAAUUUGCUGAGAUUUUUACAAAACACCACAACAUUUGGGUCUCUUUUAUGACCUUUCCAUACUGUAUGUGGGACAAGCGCCGGGACAGGAACGAGCUAGAAGUCAGGCUCUUUGGCUCACAGCGGGUGGGGUGCGGGCAGCCAGGCUCCUCCAGGGCUUGCCCCACGUGGGGCGCGGCUUGGAGCAGCGCUCGCUCCCCAACUCGAAGGAUGAAUUUUCUCCGGCCCUAACCCUCUGCUGCGAGUCCUUCGGCGUAGCCUCGCCCUCUUCUGGAGGCCCAGCCUUGGGGCAUGAGGGGCCUGGCUGGGGCCCUCUGAGAGCUCCAGAGAGGGGGCCAGGUGGUGGCGGUGCGCCUGGGGGCUGUCUCUGCCUCGCAGGCCCUCCUUGCAAACCCCUUGGGGCAGGGAGACGGGGGGGGUCUCUCUUCUCAGGGCUGGUUCAGGUUGGGGGCUUUUUUGCGACCCGGGAGGGACACCUGCCCAGCCUUGCCCCAGGGCCGCUCCUCUGCGGUGAUUUUGUUCUCUGAAGCACUUAAGUCCGUUUGUGGGUGGGCCGGAUCUGCGAAGGGCGGUCCUGCUCCAUGACGGUUGCUGCCAGGUUCUGCGCCUCCCAGUCCCCUGCCAAUUCGGACAGAGGCCUUGGCCAGGGUUGUUUCAGGCCGGUUGGUUUCGGUAGGUUCCCCCCAGCCACAGCUGUUCCUUUGUUCUUUCAUAUUUUUUAUAUCGUUUUUUUGUUCUUUUUUUUUUUUUACAAGUUUCAGGUCUUUGUGUUCAUUGAGAUGCUAUUAUAUUUUGUUAAGAAAGUGGGAAAAAUGAGGCUUGUGCCUUUGUAAAGAAACAAAAUAAAGUUUGUACCUUGUUUUUUA